This is a messenger RNA of Quercus lobata, 972 nucleotides long. RefSeq lists its product as uncharacterized. Gene Ontology annotation, molecular function: zinc ion binding. Lineage: Eukaryota; Viridiplantae; Streptophyta; Magnoliopsida; Fagales; Fagaceae. The transcript has 2 exons. The coding region runs from base 1 to 972 and encodes 323 amino acids. The record is from RefSeq and is a predicted model, not a curated record.
AUGGCCACCGAUGCCAACAACAAGGUUUUGCCUCUCACCUUUGCCGUCGUGGACAAAGAGUCAGGGCCUAGUUGGGGGUGGUUUUUAGAACGCCUCAGGAAUUCACUGGGGGAUGUGAUAGCAGAUAAGGACAUCUGCGUAAUUUCUGACCGACAUAAGGGUAUUCAAAAUGCAAUUGCAAACUGGCCUAGAGAUGAUGAUGGACGACUACGAGUAGUUCACAGAUAUUGCCUUCGACAUGUUACUAGCAACUUCAACACAUAUUUUCAGGACGCCACUUUAAAGUCAUUGGCCUUGAAAGCGGGGUAUGCAACUCAAGAAGCUAAAUUUGAGUUGUACAUGCAACCUAUCAAGGAAGCUGAGAUCGAGGCCCUUAGGAAGAAACGGAGAACCAAGCGGCAGGAAAGUGAACCCGACUCAUCCAUCAUGCCAUACACAUAUCUAAUGAAAAAGAAUCUAGACAUGUGGACCCAGCUACAUGAUGGUGGAUAUUGUUAUGGGGCUAUGACAACCAAUGUCUCAGAGUGCUUCAAUGGAGUACUCAAAGGUGCCCGUGGCCUACCCAUUGUUGCAAUGGUUGAAUUCACUUGGAGCAAACUUGUUGCAUAUUUCCAUGAUCGACAUAAAGAAAUUACUCAUGAUCUCUCAAAGGGCAAGUGGCAAAUGAGAAAGAUCCCUUGUUCACAUGCAAUUAAAGCUCUUCAGCACUUGGGGCAAGAUGCGACUACAUAUAUUGACCCAUGUUAUAGUUUGAAGAAUUUCAUUCGCACCUACUCACAUGCAUUUGUGGUGCCAAAGUCAGAGUCAUUGUGGAGGGAUGUGGAUGGUCCAAAGUGGGUGCCUGACCCAAACCUGUUGCGGGGCAAAGGUCGACUUGUGGCGUCUAGGAUACGGAAUGAGAUGGAUGGGGUCCGGCGAGAACCGGGAAGCUGGAGGCCAGAUUCUGACUUGAGGGAGAUUCAACAAAAGUAG